Triticum urartu is the source of this 3377-nucleotide messenger RNA. The record is from RefSeq and is a predicted model, not a curated record. Lineage: Eukaryota; Viridiplantae; Streptophyta; Magnoliopsida; Poales; Poaceae.
AUGGGCCAAUAUUACAUGCUGGUAGGCCGCUACUACAUAGGGACCCGUGCACUUUUCUCUCUCUCUCUGUCUCUCUCCAAAAAGGCAAUUCUUCACUCGUUCAGUCCGCAGUCUCCCCACAGCAGAUCAAAAAAAGACAGCGGCGGCUGCCGGAGCGGAGCGGCGCCGCCGGCGACCUCAAUCGGCCCCGUCCCCGGCAGACACCCACGAAUCGAGCUCGUCGGCGCCCGUGUCCGGUCGGAAGGCGGGGACGCCGCGCGCGCGUCUCCAUCCUGCCGCCAAAAUCGUGCGAGGAGGUGGCCAUCUCUCGACCCCAUCGCCGAUCCCUCCGCGUCGGGUCAUCGGCCAGAAUCUGAGCAUUUGAUGGAGCAACUGAGUCCCAGUGGACCUGUUCCUCAACCCUCAUGGUCAUUGGAUAUCAUUCCUACGAAAGUAGCUUGCACGCUAUCACAGGGAUCUAAUGUAACUAGCAUGGACUUUCAUCCUUGUCAUACACUAUUACUAGUUGGAUCUGCUAAUGGUGAAUUUACAAUCUGGGAGAUCGGUACGCGUGAGAGGCUGGUCUCAGAGCCCUUCCAAAUUUGGAACAUGCAAGCAUGUUCAGCACAAUUUCAGCGUGUCGUGGCUAAAGAUCCCUCCAUGGCCGUUAGUCAAGUUACAUGGAGCCCUGAUGGAUACAUGAUUGGAGUUGCAUUUACAAAACAUUUGAUCCAUCUGUAUGUAUACGAGCAUCGAAAUAAAACACGUGAAGUGGUAGAGAUUGAGGCUCAUUCUGGAGAAGUUAAUGACAUAGCUUUCUCCCAGCCAAAUAAGCAACUAUGUGUUGUCACUUGCGGAGAUGACAAGCUUAUUAGGGUUUGGGAUAUGCAUGGACAGAAAAUAUAUUCGUUUGAAGGGCAUGAGGCACCUGUGUAUUCUAUUUGCCCUCAUCACAUAGACGAUAUUCAGUUUAUUUUCUCAUUUUCCCUUGACGGGAAAAUGAAGGCAUGGUUUUAUGACAAUGUGGGAUCUAGGGUGGACUUUGAUGUUCCAGGAAAAUGGUGUACUACAAUGCUCUAUAGUGCCGAUGGAACUAGGUUGUUCUCAUGCGGAACAAGCAAACAGGGAGACUCACAUUUGGUCGAGUGGAACCAAAGUGAAGGAUCUGUCAAGAGGUCAUAUUCUGGAUUUCGUAAAAAAACAUCUGGUGUAGUACAGGGUGUCGUGCAGUUUGAUAUAGCUCGGAAUCACAUUUUAGCUGCUGGCGAAGAUAAUCAAAUUAAGUUUUGGGAUGUUGAUAACACCAACAUGCUGGCCUGCAUUGAAGCUGGCGGAGCCUUGCCAAGCUUUCCAAGAUUAAGAUUCAAUAAAGAAGGCAAUCUUCUUGCUGUUACUACAGUAGACAGUGGCUUUAAGAUAAUUGCAAAUAAUGAUGGGCUCAAAUCUUUACUGUCUUUUGGUAACCUGCCUUCCGAAGUGUUCAGAUCGCCAUAUGAAGCUUCUACGGUGAAGGUCUCAGGUGCUCCUGUUGUCUCGGGCAUCUCUCCUAACAUUGGCCGAACUGAUCACUUAGACAGAAACUAUCGUGCAAAGCCAUCUCCUGUACUGAAUGGCGGUGAUCCAGCAUCUGGAAGCAUAGAUAAAAAGCGAAGAAUUUCAGAAGAAAAGUCUGAUAAAGGGAAACCUUGGGAUCUGAAGGAAGUUCUAAAUCCCCAGAAAUUUCGUCUUGAUACAAUGCUAGAAACUGACCAAGCCAGCAAGGUAUCAAAGGUGCUCGACGACGAUGACCUCCUCAGGGAGAUCAUUAUCCGCGUCGGCUUCCCCACCACCCUUGUCCGUGCUGCCCUUGUCUGCAAGCGCUGGUACCAUCAUGCCUCUGAACCCGCCUUCCUCCGCCGUUUCUGCAAGCGCCACCCGCCCUGCCUCCUCGGCUUCUACGUCGAGGACAGGGAAGAUCAUAAAAUGGCUUCUAUUCGCUUCUUCAGUUUGCUAAAUAAGCCCCAAGAGCUUGCUGCCGUCGUCCGCUCUCUGCUGGGCUACAGUUGGGACGCCUACCGCGGCGCGCCGGCCAACUUUCUCUGCUCCCGGAAUGGCAGAGUCUUCAUCAGCUUGUACGACCAGGUCAACCGUAGCAAAUUUACAGUUGGGGCGCACAGUCCAUUAUGUCCUGAGAGAGGCCUGACUGUUGUCCCACCAUUCCCACACAUUGAAAUCCAGGAUGGCUAUUCCGGCACGAUGAAUGAUCUCUUCUCGGUAGAAGAAGUCAAUGACUUGUCCUUGUUGCAUGUGUCGGUGGUGUCUAACAUGCAGAGAACAAAAUCUACGGUGCACGUACAUAUGUGGCGACAUGGUGAUGGUGUGUGGCGCACGUAUCUUACCUUGGACACAGACCAGCUCCUUGAUCCGCGACGGGAACCAAAAGCUGUGCUCGCCAACAAUAAAAUCUACAUAGCAAGCGCCCAGAGCGACAUUGUUGUCUUUGAUUUGACUGCCUCGAGCAUAUCUAUGUUUCAGCUCCCACAAGGGGUGGAGUAUGGAGAUAGAGAUACCAUGUUGGCACGGGCUCAGGAUGCUUCUGGUGUGUAUCUCAUCCAUGCAAAGAAGCUUCAGCUUCACAUUUGGCUCCACAAGGGGGACAACUGGCUGCUGGUGGACACCAUUUGUUUGCGUGAGAUGGUUGCUAAUAUGUGGAUUCCAGGUUACAGGGUUGAGGAUGAGUCCUACGCUCCUCUCCGGAUAAAGCAUGUGGGGGACUAUGCUGAGUUUAUGUUCUUGGAGAUGGGUCGAUGCGCACUUCAAUUAGAUGUCAAGUGCAUGCAGUUGCGUAAAGUGUAUAUCAUGGCAGAAGAAGAAGUGCAAUUGGGUGAUAUCCAUCCUCUUAAGAUGAUUUGGCCGCCCAUGUUCCCUGCGCUCAAGGAUAAUCCUGCAAGCUCCAAAUAAAUUUUCAUGGAGGGGGCAAAGCUCAAGUUAGAAGAGUUGGAGGGGAGCCAGUCAGCACCAUUUGAUAGAUGAAUUGCAAGUGCAAGUGUACGAAGAGGAGAAGAUUGCACAGUAGUCAUGUAAGAAUAAGAUUCAACUGGAGGCCAAGCUAGCAUUUAGGGAUGGGAGGAUAGAAGAGCUGGAAGGGGAGGUUGAAGAACAUGAUAAGAAGGAUGAUGCGCAACAAGAGCUCAAAGUCGCGGAGAUAAGAUGAUCAGAUUUUCAGUGGCAUCCCUCCGGCAGUGUUGGCAUUACCUUGGCUGCUGUCUUAACUUGCAUUUAUGUUAAGUUGUGACUAGUAAGGAAUCAACAAGUGAUUAUGUGAAAAGUGGAUGUUGAAUUUUAGAUCAUUGCUUUGUGAAUAACAACUCUGUCCGAAUAUGCUUUUUUUUUCAUAUCAAUGAAUGGUGUUUUAGAUA